AUGGCUGAGGUGCCACCAGAUUGGCGCAUGAGAUAUCGACUUCUUCUUUCUUAUGGCUAUAUUAAGGAUGACACUGUGAGUUUUUUCUUUACCCUUUAUCUAACUGGAGACACACUUGCUGAAGUGAUCCUCAACACCUUUGUGCUUAAGGCAGAUUUACCUUUGUCAAGUUAUUCAAUAAUAUGCCAGGUCUUUUCUGCCUUUGGGUUUGUGCAUAAGAUUACUACCUUUGAGAAAACAGCUGGAUUUCAGGCGUUGGUGCAAUUUUCGGAUGCUGAGACUGCCUCAUCUGCUAAGAAUGCCUUGGAUGGGAGAAGCAUCCCUAGGUAUCUGCUUCCUGAUCACGUUGGACCAUGUUCCCUUAGAAUUACUUACUCUGCCCAUACUGAUCUGACUGUGAAAUUUCAGAGCCACCGAAGCAGGGACUACACUAAUCCUUAUCUUCCUGUUGCUCCGUCAGCCAUAGAUGGAAGUGGUCAGUCACCUUUGCAGUUCACCGUGGGUUUGGAUGGAAAGAAACUUGAACCAGAGAGUAAUGUUCUUCUUGCCUCCAUUGAGAAUAUGCAGUAUGCAGUCACCUUACACCUCGACAAAGGAACAUAG
Molecule: messenger RNA, 603 nt
Organism: Benincasa hispida (wax gourd)
Lineage: Eukaryota; Viridiplantae; Streptophyta; Magnoliopsida; Cucurbitales; Cucurbitaceae
Source: RefSeq, a predicted model, not a curated record